Notodromas monacha is the source of this 521-nucleotide messenger RNA. NCBI's taxonomy places the organism in Eukaryota, Metazoa, Arthropoda, Ostracoda, Podocopida, Cyprididae. The record is from the annotation of a GenBank genome assembly.
GCAGGUGUUUUUUGGUGUGUCCUUUUUUUAAUCAUUAACGAGAGACGGAUUAAAACUCGAGGGGGGCGGGGAAACCGAAAACAAAUUUCCGGUAAAUGUCGCGCGUGUGAAGAGCCCCGUGUGACAGGAAACCCCCGAGUGUGAGUGAGUGAGUGUCAGUCGUUGCUGACGAGGCGAUGGUGGAGAAUGACCACUAUGAAGUCAGCGGCGAGGACCUGGCGCAUGCGGCGCAAUUGUUCGACCAGUUUUGGAGUGCUCAGACGCAGAAAACGGUGCUCGGCUACUUUCGACAGAUGUGCGAGAAGCUCCGCUUGCGGCCCACCAACUUCCCGCAGUUCUUUCCGAGACUCAAGAGCAAAUUAAAGUCAUGGAAGGCUCAGAGCUUGUGGACGAAGAUCGAGAAGCGGGCGAGUCACCGUUGCUACGCCAAGGGCAAGGCGUGCAUCAACACCCGGAAAGAACAAUGCGCUUCACCGGCGGGUCCUGAAGAAGCUUUGUCGCUGUGGGAAAGCACCAGAUGA